This is a messenger RNA of Cannabis sativa, 2760 nucleotides long. RefSeq names its product heavy metal-associated isoprenylated plant protein 19-like. Gene Ontology annotation, molecular function: metal ion binding. The transcript has 2 exons. The coding region runs from base 125 to 610 and encodes 161 amino acids. Lineage: Eukaryota; Viridiplantae; Streptophyta; Magnoliopsida; Rosales; Cannabaceae. The record is from RefSeq and is a predicted model, not a curated record.
UUAUCGUUUUGUCAAGAUAAUCACACAAAGAUUUAAAUUUCUAAUAUGGACAAGAAAAAAGCUCAAGAGCAAACCAAAGUAAGUUAAUCAUUUCUCAUUUCAGAUUACUAUUAUAUAUUAUUUUAUGAAAUGUAAGUACGUACAAACAUUUUUUUUUAUUAAUUAUUAUGUAUUACAUUAUAUAAUAAUAACUGAAUAUCUUCUAAUUCAUAUAAAUGUAAUGAUUCAGAAAGUAGUUGCAGAAUUCUCAGUCUCAAUGUAUUGUAAUGCAUGUGAAAGAACCGUUGCCAAAACUAUCUCCAAAUUUAAAGGUGUGGAGAAGUAUAUGACAGACAUGAACAAGCACAGAGUAGUUGUGACAGGAAAAAUUGACCCACAAAAAGUUUUGAAGAAAUUGAGAAAGAAAACAGGGAAGAAAGUAGAGAUUAUUCUUAAAAACGACAAUAAUAAAUCAUUAUUAGAUUGUCGUUUGGAGACACCAAAAGAAGAAGAGGGUAAUAAUAAUAAUAAUAAUUUAUAUUUUAAUAAUUAUCAUAAUAAUUGCAAUGACACUGAAACGCUUAUGAUGAUGUUCAACGACGAGAAUCCAAAUGCUUGUUCUCUAAUGUAAGACUAAUUAAUACAUGUAGUGUACAUGUCUAACUCUGAUGAUAUUUGUAAUAGUAUAUUCACUAAUCAAUUUGGAUUAUACAUUUAGUUAUUUUUGUAGUUUAUUUAUUUAUUUAGUUCAAGAGCUUGUAGUAAAAGAAAUUUGUAUAUUAAGAAAUAGCAUGAUGUAUUAAGUGAAUGUGGUCACGAAUAAAGGGAAAAAAAGUAUGAUUCUAAAUUUAUUUGUUAGAUUCACAAUUAUGAUGAGUUUCUUUCAUUUAUCAAAAAAUAUAAGGGUAAAUACCAUUUUGGACCAUGUAUUUUGCAAAAGUUACAGAUUGGACCCUGUAUUUUGUUAAAUGACAAAAUUGACCCUAUAUUUUCUAAAAUGGUAAAAAUAUGGCCCUGAGCUUAAUUUUAGACAAUUUUUUUUUAAUACAACCAACUUGAAGAUAAUUCCUAAUACGAACAGAUACAAAAAAUGUAAACAGUUUUGUCAUAGCACUUUUAGAUCGAAUUAUAAUUAAACUUUAAAAAUCAAUUCAGGGUCCUAUUUGUACUAUUUUAGAAAAUACAGGGUCCAUUUUGUCAUUUAACAAAACAUAGGAUCCAAUUAGUAACUUUUGCAAAACACAGGGUCCAAAAUGUUAUUUACCCAAAAUAUAAUUAAUAUUAUCCAGUAAGAUUUUGGUGAGGUUCAUCGAAGCAAACUAAGAAAAUAUAUUAGCUAGUGUAAAUGUGAGAGUGUUGGAGGUAGGUUUGGGGGUAAGAAGAUCAUUUUGGAUGGUUGUCAAGGCUUCGCGCUUUAAAAGAAAUUAUAGACCAAUUAUUCUUGAACAAUUUUAUGUUAUAAGCAACAGAAUGGAAUGUGGGAUGAUUAUUGUGUUAUUUUUUUUUUUUUGAAUAAAUUAUUGUGUUAUUUUUAGUGUUGAGGAUACUCAAAUAAUAUUGCAAAUACCAAGUACAAGAUGGGAGCUCAAAGAUAAGAUUCUUUGGUAUUAUAGUAAAAAUAGAGAAUAUAUAUUCAGUUAAUUAAUAAUACAAUAAUAAAGGUAGAUCAAUUUGACGAUCAUCAUGUGUUGGCAUGGUGGAAAAGUCGUGGAAGCUAAAAAUACCACUAAAGGUAAAGCACUUUGUUUUGUAUGGAAGAUGACUCAUUUUUGGUUUCAUACCUAUUUGGCCCUUGCUAAUUAAGGUGUUUGAACAGAGUUGUGCUCAACUGGCCCUUGCUAAUAGAAAAUGUGUUUCAUGCAUUGUGGGGUUGCAAGGCAAACUGAGCUGUAUGGAAGCUAUGUGGAUUAAAGAAACAAGUACAACAUGUGGAGGAGAAGAUGUACUAUUUUUUCUAAUGAGAUUAUCAAAGUCAUGGGAUCAAACUAUGUUUGAGUAUUUUUUUGGUUCUAUCAUGAAAUAUUUGGUUUGUUAGUAAUAAUACUAAAUAAGGGGUUACCCACCACAGGCAGAGGAGAUGAUUGAUUGGGCUUAAAGAAAGGGAGCAUCAAAGGGUUGCUGCGGUUUGGAUUCCACUAGCUUUUGAGGCAUUGAAAAGAUGUUAGUGUGAGGUGAGGUAUGAGCUGAUCUGGUGUGACUUCUGUUAUUCGAAAUUGAGAGGGGCAGGUAGUGUUUGCUUCAUCUACUCUAGCAUGAAUAUCAACCAUUGUAAGUGGAGCUGUUGGUGAUUCAUGAUAGUUUACAAGCAAGAAUUCAAUGAGCAUUACCAAGGUUUAACAUUGAAUUUGAUUGCCUAAAAGCUGUCCAAUUAAUCCAAAAUAAGACGGUUGUAGGGAAGUUGAUGGUGUGCUACGCCAUUUAGAAACUGUUAGAGUUUUACGCUAUAAAUAAAUUUAAUUUCAAUAUAAUCUUAUUUAUGAUCAAGAUCAAAAAAUUAUAUUUUGACCCGGUCCGGCCCCGCCUACUUUCUCCAUCUUAGUGGGUCAGGCCUGACCCAAAAUAAUCGGACCGGGUAGGCCCGAUCUAUUUUUUUUUAAAAAAAAAAAAAAAAAUAAAAAAUCAGCAAAACAUAUUAUAAAUUCUCUCAGGGAAACUUACAAAAAUACUGGAAUUUAGGUUAACUUUUACAAAAAUAUUAUCACACGAAAAAGUUUUCAAAAAUACCAGUAAAACACAAAACAGAACAACUCAAAACAACAGUAGAACAACUAAAAAAUACUA